Cadophora gregata is the source of this 1317-nucleotide messenger RNA. It is a transcript of the gene EMP7, whose product is annotated as Enolase. The record is from RefSeq and is a predicted model, not a curated record. The transcript has 6 exons. Lineage: Eukaryota; Fungi; Ascomycota; Leotiomycetes; Helotiales; Ploettnerulaceae. Gene Ontology annotation, biological process: glycolytic process. The coding region runs from base 1 to 1317 and encodes 438 amino acids. Gene Ontology annotation, cellular component: phosphopyruvate hydratase complex. Gene Ontology annotation, molecular function: magnesium ion binding; phosphopyruvate hydratase activity.
AUGGCCAUUACCAAGAUCCACGCUCGUUCGGUCUACGACUCUCGCGGUAACCCAACCGUCGAAGUUGAUGUUGUCACCGAGACUGGUCUUCACCGCGCCAUCGUCCCUUCCGGUGCUUCUACCGGCCAACAUGAGGCUGUCGAGCUCCGUGACGGAGAUAAGGCCAAGUGGGCUGGAAAGGGUGUCCUCAAGGCUGUCGCCAACGUUAACGAGGUCAUUGGCCCUGCCUUGAUCAAGGAGAAUAUCGAUGUCAAGGAUCAGCAAAAGGUUGACAAGUUCUUGAUCGAUCUCGAUGGAACCCCAAACAAGGGAAAGCUUGGUGCCAAUGCCAUCCUCGGUGUCAGUUUGGCUGUUGCCAAGGCUGCCGCUGCUGAGAAGCAAAUCCCACUCUACGCCCACGUUUCCGACCUUGCCGGUACUAAGAAGCCUUACGUUCUCCCUGUGCCAUUCAUGAACGUUCUUAAUGGAGGUUCCCAUGCUGGUGGUCGUCUCGCAUUCCAAGAGUUCAUGAUUGUUCCUUCCUCCGCCCCAUCCUUCACUGAGGCCCUCCGUCAGGGUGCUGAGGUUUACCAGAUUCUCAAGAGUCUUGCUAAGAAGAAGUACGGACAAUCCGCUGGUAACGUUGGAGACGAAGGUGGUGUUGCACCAGACAUUCAGACAGCUGAGGAAGCUCUUGAGCUCAUCACCGAAGCUAUUGAGAAGGCUGGCUACACAGGCCAGGUCGACAUUGCCAUGGAUGUUGCAUCCAGCGAGUUCUACAAGGAGGAUGUCAAGAAGUACGAUUUGGACUUCAAGAACCCAGACAGCGACCCAAGCAAGUGGAUUACCUACGAGCAACUCGCACAGCAAUACCAGGACCUCGCCAAGAAGUACCCAAUCGUCAGUAUUGAGGAUCCAUUCGCCGAGGAUGAUUGGGAAGCCUGGAGCUACUUCUACAAGACCUCUGACUUCCAGAUUGUUGGAGAUGACUUAACUGUCACCAACCCCAUCCGUAUCAAGAAGGCUAUUGAGCUCAAGUCCUGCAACGCUCUUCUGCUCAAGGUCAACCAAAUCGGUACCCUCACGGAGUCUAUCCAAGCCGCAAAGGAUUCCUAUGCCGCCGGCUGGGGUGUCAUGGUCUCCCACCGUUCUGGAGAGACCGAGGAUGUUACCAUCGCUGAUAUCGUUGUUGGUAUCAGAGCUGGACAAAUCAAGACUGGUGCACCAGCUAGAUCCGAGCGUUUGGCCAAAUUGAACCAGAUCCUCCGAAUUGAAGAAGAGCUUGGAGAUAAAGCAGUCUUUGCUGGAAAGAACUUCAGAACCGCAGUCAAUUUGUAA